UCCCGGGCGACCAUGAGUCUCGAAGCCGUCUGCUACCGCAGGGGCUCCCUGCAAAUCCUCAACCAGCUCCUGCUGCCUCAGCAGAGCCUUUACGAAGACAUUGGCGGUGUUCGCGAGGGCUGGGAGGCCAUCCGGGCUAUGAAGGUCAGAGGCGCUCCAGCCAUUGCUAUUGUAGGCUGCCUGAGUCUGGCAGUGGAGCUGCACAGUAAAGGAAAUGCAGAAUGGAGUGUCAGCAAGCUGGAAAAUUUUGUGUUGGACUCGCUGAACUACCUAGUGAGUGCUCGACCUACAGCUGUCAACAUGUCCCGGGCAGCUCAGGAACUGGGCGACUUUGUCUGCCAGGAGGCCAAGCGGGAAGGGGCUACUGCUGAGAGCCUGCAAGAAAGUGUGAUCAGCUGGGCAGAAGCCAUGUUGGAGAAAGACCUGAAAGACAACAGAAGGAUCGGGGAACAUGGGGCACGCCACCUCUUGCAGCAAAUAGGACAGGACAAGGUGGUAGUCCUGACUCACUGCAACACAGGCUCACUGGCCACUGCCGGUUAUGGCACUGCUCUUGGCAUUAUUCGCUCCCUGCAUGCUAUGGGCCAUCUGGAGCAUGUCUAUUGCACUGAGACACGGCCAUAUAAUCAGGGAGCCCGGCUAACAGCCUAUGAGCUAGUGUAUGAGCGCAUCCCUGCCACGCUCAUUGCUGAUAGCAUGGCAUCUGUGACCAUGAAGGAGAAAAAGGUGUCGGCUGUCUUUGUGGGAGCAGACAGAGUUGUCGCCAAUGGAGACACUGCCAACAAAGUGGGAACCUAUCAACUGGCUAUUGCUGCAAAGCAUCAUGGGAUUCCCUUCUAUGUGGCAGCACCUCGAACAUCAUGUGACUUGAGCUUGCAACAUGGAGGACAAAUUGCAAUUGAGGAGCGGCCAGGCCAGGAGCUGACAGAUAUCAAUGGAGCCCGGGUUGCAGCACCAGGUAUUGGUGUUUGGAAUCCGGCCUUUGAUGUCACCCCUCACAAUCUGAUCACUGGUGGCAUUGUCACCGAAUUUGGUGUCUUUGCUCCUGCUGAACUUCAGGCAGCACUGAUGCAGGCAGACAGCCAAAUAUGAAGGCGAAGAGCUCGGCUGUUUCUGGAUUGGCUGGACAAGAGUGCGCAUCAGCCAGACUUUCAACCCUACAUGAGGAACCAGCAAUCAAGGUUAAUAGGAUGUGCUUUUUAACCAGCCCCUUCUAUCUGUGCAUUGUUAAUGAAUACUCGUUACCUUUCCCCAGACCUUGAGUUAAAUGAUUAUUGGAGCUGACUGGACAAGGACAGCUGAUGUAUGUGUGAAUGAGUGUGUGUGAGAGAAGAGGGCUAUAUAAUGAACAUCCAGCUCAAAAGCGGACCAUCUGGUCCUUGAGCAGUUUAUAAUUCUUUAUGUUGCCUGCAUUUGUCAAGAGCAAUGGUGAUCUCCCAGCUCUGGACUCCUUUUCAGGAACAGCAGUUAAGAAUUUGAAUCGUUCUCAUUCCUGCCUUUGGUUGGCACAGGGGAGAACUUAGACUUUGAGUAAUCUGAAGGAUACAAGAGCCCCUCUGGAAAAAAAAGAAAGAAAACAUAAUGGCCCUACUCAUGAUUAAAGCAGGUUAAUUCAUUAGCGGAGCUCUUCCAUUGAAUUGGAGGUAACAGAAGUCGCCGUGGUUUCCCCACAUAAUUUCUUAUCUUCUCUUUUAAGGAGAUUAAGGAGGUCCCCAGUUCAGAUCUCACCUCUGCCCCAGACUCACUCAGCGGCCCCUCUCACGCGCAUCAGGGGCACAGGGAAAAUCAUACUGGCCUGCUUUAGUUUUCCAACAGGGCAUGAAGCUACCUUAUACUGAGUCAUACCAUUGGUAGCCGUUCUCCAGAAUCACAGGUGGAGGUCUUUCACAUCACCUACUCCCUGAUACUUUUAAUGGAAGGGGUUUGGGUCUGGGUUCUUCUGCAUGCCAAGCAGAUGCUUUGCCUCUGAGCCACGUCCCACUUCACAACAACAUUUGUGAAGUGUUUUGACCACUGAAAGAGAAAUUAAUACAUACUGGGGUUUUUAAUGCUAUACCAUGCUAAAAAAGACUUACUUGUACGAAUGCGUGAUUUUCAGUAUUUAUUAUGAGGAGCAAUGGAUACAGAAGAAGACCAGAAAUGUGAGGUGAAAUCAUUGCUCCUGCUGAUCGCUUACCUUUGAAGUAUGAAUGAAAGAACUGCUUUGCUGGACCAGACCAAAGACAUACUUUGCCUUCAAUAGCAAAUGGAUUGGAUCCAACCAGUUUUUCUGGUAGGGAUCAUGGAAACGGCAUGCACAAUAGCCACAUGGCUGUAGUAAGGAGGAGAACUGGGCAAAGUUGAGGGGAAAGUUGGCUGGAUCCAAGGCAUUAAUGAUCCACAAAGAGGGGAAAAAAACCAUAAAAGUUUGCUCUGAGUCACUUAAAAUGUUAAUGGUAGAGGAAUUAUUUGUCCCAUUCAGCUGCUAAAUUUUCAAUGGAAAUGCCUUAUGGUUGGAGUUGAAAAUUAAAAAGAGGCUGUUUCCACAUAGCCUGUUAUUCCCACCUUUUUCCUGCUUUAAAUCUGCGUUUAGCUGAGUCGCUCCGAAAAUUCAUCCUCCGCAUGCAGUCCCCACAAGCAAGGUCGCUGGACAUUCUCCAAACAGUCUCAAACAAAAGUGGUUUUUGAGGGGAGGUCAGGCACUUUUGUCAUUGUAGCCCCAAAUCGCCUGCCUGCCUUUCAGAUUUGCUUUUUUGUUGGCACAUGCAUGGUUGCAUGCUGCUGCUUAUGCAGUGAGGCUUCCGUGGCUGAACAGAAAUCCAGUAAGGAAGGGAAAGAGCUUCGGAGGAGGAACUGGGUGGAGAUAGGAGGAUUCUUCAGAACGCUUUAUGUGUUCCUAUGGCAAAGAACGGAAAAAAGCUGCUCUGUCCACCCGCAACAGAAGAAAGCACUCGAGAAACUGCCGUCCCAGUAAACAUGUGGAAAAGGCAGUAACAAAACAGUGUGCAUACGUUUUGCAAAUUUAAACAUGCAGAGAGUUGGAGAAAAGCCGCCAGAGUUCCAUGGAUGGACCGUGCCUAUGGGGACGUUUGGAAACAGCUAGGGUUGAAACAAAAAAUUCAGGUUUAUUAAAUAUCAAAUUGUUUCCUAAUAUAGUGCGGAAUGACAACCAGCUCUGAAAAAUUCUUGUUACAGAAGGCCCAGGAAGAAGGGUAUAUGAAAUCUAGUGCAGCACAAGCAUUAAAGAUGUCACUCCUGCAUAAUGUAUCAUUCUCCUGGAAUUGUUAAGAAACUGAUGUCUCCAGAUUAGGAGUUGACAAUCUUGGACAUGAGCACUGCUGGAGAAGGUUAGAAUUCAUUGUGGCAUUUUUGUGUUCACCCUGAUCUUACAGUCUCCAUCCCACUUGCCCCAUGCCAUGCCAAGAGUGUUUGUGGCCAAACUGGAGUUGGGCUGCCAGCUGUCUUUCUGGCAAAGCUCCAGGGCCUUCUCUGCAGUUAAAUGACAAGCAGAGCUUCACAUGGGACAUUUUCCCUCAUUGCCGCAUCACUACUUGUUAGAAAGCCUCCACCUGCUAAUUUUUGCUAACUGCACAGCUGUUAAAAGCAGAGCAAUCAUUCCAGAAAAAGAAAAAGUUGGCAAGCCUUUGCUAGGGAAAAGGAGAAGUGGGUUUGUGCAUAAAAGCGAAGCCUAUUUUCGUCUUUUAUUGUCAUCUGGAUGCAACAAAGGCAAUGAAAUAGUACCAUAAAUUGUGAAAACAUCUGACUUCAUCGGGAUUUCGUAAUCUAGAUAAUGUGUUAAAUUCGUAAUCAGAAAUUGGCUUGGUCGUGAAGGUCAAAGGGAUGCUCACUUGUUCUGCUGGUAAUAAUCUCAACCUGGUUAAAUUGGCCAGAUUGACCUUUGUUUGCAGCUGCCAUCACUCUGACUUAUUGUGAGGUUUGAGGGUAUCUUUUUAUCAAAGGGACUGAACUUGAACCCUAAUCAGUGUGUGUUCUGACUGUUAUUCAGCUGCCGUAGCAGUCUGAUCUGUGUAGCUAAGUUGCAUUAGACUGAGUCUAAUGACUUUUGUUUCACCGAGCUCACAGAUGGGGUGUUGAUGCAUUGUGUUCAUAAAAAAGUCCUAAUGUGAAAAUUUGCUUUAAGGUCAGGGUAAUUUAAAUAGCUUGUCAGGAGAAGCUUUUAGAAAACCCAGAGUGUGAUUGUAAUCCACAAGUUUUCUCAUUAACCAUGCCUUAUAUUAAGCAUUGAUUUUGGCGUAGUUCCUUCAGGUGGAAAGUGGCUCUGUCAGCAGUGCCGGGUGGUAGGUGUUUUAAAAAUAAUUUCUUUCUCCAGAAGUUGUAAUGCCUACUUAAUGUCCUGGCUGGAAAGGUUGAAAACAGUUGUUGUUGUGGGGUUUUAUAUUUUUUGGGAAAAUGGCAGCAUUUCUACUGUGUAUUGUGGGCCAAACAAUUAGCAAUCACUCAGCAAUUGAUGACUAUUUUUGCUGAAUGUGGUGUAUGUUGUUAUAACUGUGUGAGACUCUCAGCAAGAGCAGGUUAACAAUUUACUCAACUAGAAGAAAUGGAGGCAAAGCCUGUGUUUAGGCUAUUGUUAUUUCUGUGAGUAUGCUGCCUUUAUAAUUCAUA
Messenger RNA from Eublepharis macularius, 4602 nucleotides. RefSeq names its product methylthioribose-1-phosphate isomerase 1 (gene MRI1). The record is from RefSeq and is a predicted model, not a curated record. NCBI's taxonomy places the organism in Eukaryota, Metazoa, Chordata, Lepidosauria, Squamata, Eublepharidae. The transcript is spliced from 6 exons. Gene Ontology annotation, molecular function: S-methyl-5-thioribose-1-phosphate isomerase activity. The coding region runs from base 13 to 1092 and encodes 359 amino acids.